AUGUCGGCGCCUACUUCCCCUCGUCCUCUCAAGAGGGACCACGUCACCUUCCAACUUCAGCAGUCCCACGAAUCCCAGCACCAGACGCAAGACCUCGAAGAGCCCGGCUCCGUGCCCGCAGAUUUCCUUGUGAGACCCGCGGCCCAGGAACAACCCAAGCAGAGCCAGGAAUCGCUGCCCACGCCACCGAUCUUGGAAGGAAGUAAGAAGAGGCAAGGAAGUGUGGUUAGGAGCGAGACGGGCAGUUUGACGGACGCUGCGAGUGCGACGCCGAGCAGAGAUCCAAGUCCUGCUCCGGCUGCACCAUCCCAAGCAGUAUUCCCACGUACGAUGGGGCCGGCCUCUUCGCCACUGGGAGAUCCAGCAGCGACCGGAUCGACGUUCGCAGCUACGACAAGCCAGCCGCCGGCGAAGAAGCCGAAGAUGAGCUUCCAGGAGAAGGACCUCAAGCGCAUCAAUAAGGAGAUCAGGGAUCGAGAGAGGGCUGAGGAGAAGCUACGCAAGGAGGCCGAAAAGUUGAAGAAGGAGGCCGAGAAGCAGGCGCUUGCGGAGGAGAAAGCACGCAAAGAGGCUGAGAAGGAGGCCGAGAAGAAGAGAAAGGAGGCCGAGAAGGCCGAGAAGAAGGCUGCUCAGGAGGCCGAGAGGGCUGCCAAGGAAGAGAAGCGGAAGCAGAAGGAAGAGGAGAAGAAGAAGAAGGAUAAGGGCCAGAUGAAGCUAGGGAACUUCUUCAACAUCCCGGCCAACCCAAAGACCCGAGCAUCGAGUGUCGAGAGCCACGGGAGGACCUCAAUGAGUCCUGCUCCGCAAUCCGGUGAUCUUAGUGCAGCUUCUGUGGAGAUUCCGUACAAGACGCCCAGCAAGCCGGAGAAGACGCCGUACGAAAAGAUGUUUCUUGACUUUUUCGUCCAGGACGGAGUCACACUGGCACCCGCAAACAGAUUCAAGCGGGAUGAGGAGGGUAUUGGAGCUAUCGAGAAAACCAUCGAUGCUUAUAUAUCCGGCCAUCGGAGCCCAGGUCGCCAACGUACCUUCGAUGCAGCCUCCUUGUUCCACUUGCCAUUGAACGUACCUCGAGGCAGACGAUGCAUGCCAGUGCGGGAGAUUAUGUCACGAUCGUAUGCUGCUGGCAGUUCGGCGAAACCCAUGGACCUCACAACCGACUCUCAAACGUCACAGAUCAACAAGACGCGCGAUCUGCUGAGCAAGGUCCCCUUGAAGUUUUUGAAGUUUCAGGAGGAUGUCAGACCCCCGUAUCGAGGUACAUAUACCAGCUGGCCUAUCCACGGUAUGACGAAGCUGGCUCGGAACCCUUUUAGGAGAGACCUGCCUGAUACCAACUACGAUUACGACAGCGAGGCUGAGUGGGUUGAGGAUGAGGACGCCGAAGAUCUGAAGAGCGAGGAUGAAGAGGAAGAGGCCGAUGACGAUGACGAGGAUAUGGACAAAUUCCUCGACGAUGAGAACGAUGAAAUUACCAGCUCUAGACGGUUGGUUGUACAAGGUGAUCUCGAGCCUGUUUCUACUGGAUUAUGCUGGGAGGAUCGGAAGAGGCAGAAUAGCCAUGUGGAGAUGAUGCCCUAUCGGAUGGAAAUUAUUAUUGACCCAACCCUCAGAUCCAUUGACCCCUUUUCCGCGGCUUAUUGGGCACCUCCAGUAAUGCAAACCACAUCAAUGGAACCCCCUCGUCACCCCCUCAAAUCCCUAUCAUUGGACAUCACCAUGAACUCCGUCGCCUCGCCCAAACCCGUCAAAUUCUUUUUCGCCCACGCUCCAGAAGUCACGCUAAAGCCUGACGCGCCAUCUAGCACUGCCGUCCCCUCCGCCCGAGGCCCGAAGCCCAAGGACGCCCAAGACGCCAGACCGAAGAAGAUGGUGCCUGACGAGGAUCUCCCGGCCUUCAGAGAGGCAGUCGCAGGCAGUGAUCUUAGCAAGGUUGGCUUGAUCGAGGUGCUGAAGAAGAAGUUUCCUGGUCGGCCGGCGGCGGCUAUCAAGGGGACUCUGGAGACGGUUGCUAUGCGGGUGGGACAGAAGGAGGUUGACAAGCGGUGGGUGCUGGUCUGA
Drepanopeziza brunnea f. sp. 'multigermtubi' MB_m1 is the source of this 2061-nucleotide messenger RNA. RefSeq lists its product as uncharacterized. The record is from RefSeq and is a predicted model, not a curated record. Gene Ontology annotation, cellular component: nucleus; CAF-1 complex. Lineage: Eukaryota; Fungi; Ascomycota; Leotiomycetes; Helotiales; Drepanopezizaceae. Gene Ontology annotation, biological process: nucleosome assembly.